Molecule: messenger RNA, 1782 nt
Organism: Beta vulgaris subsp. vulgaris (sugar beet)
Lineage: Eukaryota; Viridiplantae; Streptophyta; Magnoliopsida; Caryophyllales; Amaranthaceae
Product: D-glycerate 3-kinase, chloroplastic
Exons: 13
Coding region: 161-1435 (424 amino acids)
Biological process (GO): photorespiration
Cellular component (GO): cytoplasm
Source: RefSeq, a predicted model, not a curated record
AUCGAGAAAAAAGACAUAGUUGGGUGUCAUGUCAACAAAAUCACAAAACUAUCAACUACUAGUGGAAGCUUCCCCUCCCAUUUUGUGGAAGCUCAUCCUCUCAUCAGCAACACAUACUGCAAUUCAUACACACACCGACAGAGAGAGAAAAGAUUAAACAAUGGCGAACAUUUUGAAUAUUUCAUCUCAGGCGGUGACGCCAUGGUCAAAUGCCACUUCAGUAUUUUCAUCCAAUAUCAAAUUUUCUCUCUCCUCCAAAUUCUCUCACAAUUUUCCUUCUACUUCAUCUUCCGUUGCUAUGCCAGCAGGGUGUAGAUUUUCAUGGAUGGAAGAGAACUUUGCAAGUCUCAAAAACAUGUCUAGCAAUGGAAGAAGAGUUAGCCAUGUUCAAUUAGCCCUUCCAACGACAUCUGUGGCAGUUUCCUCUGUAAAGGAUCUCUUUGCGUUUAUAUGUUCAGGUCCCCUUGUAGAUAAAUUAGGUCUAAAUGCAGAGAAGAUUGCGGAGUCCAUCGAUAAAUGGUUAAUGUGUGCAUCUCAACUUUGUAGAAUAUUCCAGCUCAAUGAACUUAAACUAGAUGAUGCUCAAAAAGUCAGGCUUUACCAUUAUUAUAUACCUGUCUUCUUAUGGUGUGAAGAUCAAAUCUCCCAACAUGCAUCCAUGUUCAAAGAUGGAGAAGAACUCCCUCCUCUAGUGAUAGGAUUUAGUGCACCACAAGGUUGUGGAAAGACGACUCUUGUAUUUGCGCUAAACUAUCUUUUCCAAGUUACUGGCAGGAAAUCUGCUACAAUAUCCAUUGAUGAUUUCUAUUUAACAGCUGAAGAGCAGGGUAAACUAAGAGAAGCAAACUCAGGGAAUAGGCUUUUAGAGUUUCGGGGAAAUGCCGGAAGCCAUGAUCUAUCGCUUUCUGUUGAAACACUGACAGCCUUGAGCAAAUUAACGAAAGAAGGUAUGAAGAUGAAGGUACCACGAUACAAUAAAUCUGCAUAUAGUGGGAGAGGAGACAGAGCAGAUCCUUCAGUAUGGCCAGAGGUUGAAGGCCCACUAACGGCCAUCCUGUUUGAGGGAUGGAUGUUGGGUUUCAAACCCCUUCCAGAUGAAGCGGUUAAAGCUGUUGAUCCACAGCUUGAAAUUGUAAAUAAAAAUUUACAUGCUUAUUAUGAUGCAUGGAACAAGUAUAUAAAGGCAUGGGUAGUGAUCAAGAUCAAAGACCCAAGCUGUGUCUAUCAGUGGAGACUUCAGGCGGAGCAGGCUAUGAGGGCAGAUGGAAAACCAGGAUUGUCAGAUGAGGAGGUUGCUGACUUUGUUUCUCGUUACUUGCCUGCCUACAACGCUUAUCUACCUACACUCUACAAGGAAGGACCACACGGAUCAGAUCCAAAUCACACGCUCGUGGUUGAAAUAGAUGAAGGGAGGAACCCUAUUCUCAUCGGCUGAUGAUAGGGUGUUUGUUUAUAGAGGUUGGUUUGUUCAUAUUUCGGAGUCGCAGCAACAGCAGAAAAUCUUCAGACAGCCUUCACAUGCCUCGUAACAGCAGAAGCAGCAGCAUAGAGUGAAUAAGCUGCAAUCCCUCCAUAAUUUUCAGGCAUUAAAAAUUAGAAUGAACACCGAAAAAUUAAAAAAUGUUCCUGAUUAAAUGAUGAACACAUUCAAGAUUAAUAAUUUUAUGCUAAAUUCAAAUUGUAUUUUUAACCUUAAAAAGCUCGGCUUAGCAUGAAGAUUUUUUUUUUUUGACGGGUGAAGACCGAUAAUCAUGAAAAAAAGACAAUGGGAUGUAUUAGUAA